This is a messenger RNA of Anneissia japonica, 956 nucleotides long. Its product is annotated as dynein regulatory complex protein 8-like. Bases 16 to 300 code for a protein of 94 amino acids. NCBI's taxonomy places the organism in Eukaryota, Metazoa, Echinodermata, Crinoidea, Comatulida, Comatulidae. Gene Ontology annotation, molecular function: calcium ion binding. The transcript has 2 exons. The record is from RefSeq and is a predicted model, not a curated record.
ACAGAAAGGCAGGAAAUGCUUUUAAUUAGAUAUAAUCUUACCAAUAAUUAUUGCUUUAUAAAAUACUGUAGGUAUAAACCUGCUCCUGAAGACAAACUGUUGAAGGCAUUUGAGGUUUUGGAUAGUGAUCGGAAAGGGCAUCUCACUGCAGAGGACAUUACAAAGUAUAUGACUGAAGAGGGAGAGCCCUUUACACAAGAAGAAUUGGAAGAGAUGUUAUCAGCAGCAGUUGAUCCUGAUAAAGGUGUCAUCUUGUACAGGGACUACGCUUCCUUGAUGUCAGUGGAUGAAACAGCAUGAGCUUCAUGGAGUUACUGUAAUUAUUUCAUUUCACAAUAGCGCCCUCUACCCAUGGCGGAUUGUAAUUCAGUACUGUUUUAGUAAGAUGCUCUCUAGGUUCUUUACCGCAGUAUGUGAAUGUAUCUUUAAGAAUGGAUAUUGGUGCACUAUUUUUAUUAAUAUUUUUAAUACCUGUACCACGAAAAUAUUAAUUCUAAAUAUAUUAGUAUAUUGUACUUUAUAUGUAAAUAUGUAUAUACUAAAUCUUCUUAGAUUUAAUAAAGAAUAUUUAAUAUCAAAUUCUUACUUGUGGAAUUCUAUAAAUGAGUUUUAUCAAAGAACUUAAAUAGCAGAAGAAUGAGAUGUUCUGCGUAUUUGCAUUAAAAUUGAUGGAACACCCGCCCUCCUGGUAAAAAUUGACACCAUUGGACUAAGUGCAGAAACUACAGGAAACAAAUGAACCCGAGCGGCACCUUCAUCAUCAUCAUCAUUUAUUUAAGUCAGUUUUCUUCCCUCUUCCAAGGGGUUACUGACUGUCACUCGUUCCAUGCAGCUACACUAUCUUUCCACUUCUUCCUGUCUUGUGCAUCAUACUCCUCCAAACCAAUUUUUGCACUUUCUUUCUUCACCAUAUCUUUCUACGUCACCUUUGGCCGCCCCCUUACUCUUCUACCUUC